This is a messenger RNA of Psilocybe cubensis, 1659 nucleotides long. RefSeq lists its product as uncharacterized. NCBI's taxonomy places the organism in Eukaryota, Fungi, Basidiomycota, Agaricomycetes, Agaricales, Agrocybaceae. Gene Ontology annotation, molecular function: transmembrane transporter activity. The coding region runs from base 1 to 1659 and encodes 552 amino acids. The transcript has 16 exons. The record is from RefSeq and is a predicted model, not a curated record. Gene Ontology annotation, biological process: transmembrane transport.
AUGAACGAAAAAUCCGCGCUAGACUCAGUUAGCACAUCCAGCAAGGGUCAUGAUUCGGCAUCCGAAAUUGACCUCUUGUCGUUCCACGAGCAAAGGGCAGGGCGUCUGAUCAUAGACCCCGAGUGCGCUUGUCUCUCCGCUCCCGUAUUCUUGACUGAUUCUGACGUGUUGCCUAUCACCAUUUCUAGGGAAGCAAAAAUCGAACUUGGAGAAGAAGUCGCGUCAAGGUUGAAGCUGUCUGCUGAUGGGACCAAGGUUCUCUGGCCGCAGCCUACUGACUCAGAUCUUGACCCACAAAACUGGAGUGAUAGGCGAAAGAAUAUAUUACUUCUUAUAAUAACUCUCGCUGCCAUCGUGCCAGAUUUUGACUCCGGAAUUGGCAUUGCUUGCAUCUUUGCUCUAGCAAAGCAAUUCAACACAACACCCGAUGUUGUUAACAACAUUUCACAGAACUGGAGUAUCUUUCUGAUAGGAUGGGGAGGAAUCUUUGCUGUAAUGUUAGUGCGCAGAGUUGGCCGACUCCCUGUCCUCUUCUGGUCGCAGGUUCUUGGAUUAGCGUUUUGCAUUGGCUGCACAUUUGCCCCUAAUCUCAAAACCUUUGCUGCUAUGAGAUGCCUGAAUGGAUUCUUUGCGACAGCUCCUCAGGCUACUGGUCUUUACUGCGUAACGGAUCUGUAUCCCUUCCACCUCCAAGCACGUAAACUUAACAUUUGGACCAUGGGCUUCUUAGUUUCUCCUUUCCUGGCUGCUUUUGCGUUUGGUAUGCUCGUGUCAGUUUCUUCCUGGCGAUGGUCAUAUGGAAUCGGCUCGAUCUACUCUGCAAUCGUUGUUCUUCUCAUUAUUUUCUUUAUGGAAGAAACCAUGUACGACAGGACAGUAAAACCAAUUCCAGUUCCUACUACAAGUGGUCUUCGAAAACGAUUUGAGGACCUCGUGGGAAUUACCGGUCUGAAAAUGCAGAAGUAUCGUAUCUCAUGGCACGACUCGAUUAUGAGCCCUCUCAGGCUCGUGUGGAGACCCCACCUACUCAUGGCCCUAAUUUUUGAAGCAAUGUUAUUCGGAUUUAGCAUUGGUAUCAAUGUUACAAAUGUAGUUUUCCUAGGAACUCCUCUUCCGUUUGGUUAUGGCUUCGACCAACUUUCUAUUGGUGCAUCUUAUGCGACGCCUAUUGUCGGCGUCCUUCUGGGUGAAAUCAUUGGAAGAUACACUAAUGACUUCAUUAUGAACGUCAGUAUAAGGCGUAACAACGGUGUUUUCGAAGCCGAGAGUCGGCUUUGGGCAUGUUAUAUAGCGAUUCCAUUAUAUAUUUGUGGAUUUGUUACCCUCGGUGCAGCUUUGGAAAGACAUCUGAGCGUUGGGGCUUUAAUUAUGGGAUGGGGGAUUGCUGAAUUUGCCGUCAUGAUCAAUACAGUGGCUAUCUAUGCAUACUGCAACGAUGCCUUCCCAAAGCAUCAGGGAGAAAUAAGUGCUUUAAUAAACAUUGCCCGCACCCUCGGCGGGUUCAGCGUCGCAUAUUUCCAAAUACCUUGGGCCUUGAAGCAUGGUGCUAUACAGACCUUUGGAUGCGAGGCCGCUAUCGUUGCUGGUUUGUUUUUACUAUUUGUGCCAUUGCUACAAUGGAAGGGGACUUCGUUAAGAGCAAAAUACUCCUUGCACUAA